AAAUAUUGUGUUUUAUUCCAGGUGGACUACAUCCACUGCCUAGUCCCGGACCUGAAGGAGAUCACGGCGUGCUCCUUCUACUGGGGCAAGAUGGACCGCUACGAGGCUGAGAGACUGCUCGAUAACAAGCCUGAAGGCACGUUCCUCCUCCGCGACUCCGCCCAGGAGGAGCACCUGUUCAGCGUGUCGUUCCGCAAGUACGGGCGCUCGCUGCACGCGCGCAUCGAGCACUACCAGCACCGGUUCAGCUUCGACUCCCACGACCCCGCCGUCUUCGCCGCCUCCACCGUCACCAAACUCAUCGAGCAUUACAAGGACCCGGCGUGUGUGAUGUUCUUCGAGCCGAUGCUGACAGCUCCACUGCCGCGCAGCGAGCCAUUCUCUCUGCAGCAACUCGCGCGGGCUGUCAUCGUCUCGCAUACUAGUUACGACG
Messenger RNA from Spodoptera litura, 433 nucleotides. Its product is annotated as suppressor of cytokine signaling 5-like. Gene Ontology annotation, cellular component: phosphatidylinositol 3-kinase complex. Gene Ontology annotation, biological process: phosphatidylinositol phosphate biosynthetic process. NCBI's taxonomy places the organism in Eukaryota, Metazoa, Arthropoda, Insecta, Lepidoptera, Noctuidae. The record is from RefSeq and is a predicted model, not a curated record. Gene Ontology annotation, molecular function: 1-phosphatidylinositol-3-kinase regulator activity.